Trichogramma pretiosum is the source of this 2896-nucleotide messenger RNA. RefSeq names its product major facilitator superfamily domain-containing protein 6 (gene jef). Gene Ontology annotation, cellular component: membrane. Lineage: Eukaryota; Metazoa; Arthropoda; Insecta; Hymenoptera; Trichogrammatidae. The coding region runs from base 174 to 2822 and encodes 882 amino acids. The transcript has 11 exons. The record is from RefSeq and is a predicted model, not a curated record.
AGCACAUAGAUACAUACAACCAUGUUGAACAUUGACUAUUUUUUUAUUUUGCUCAAAUAAAAUGAUUUAAUAAACAAUCCAAGUAAAAGAAAAGCAUUCGGAACAGUUGAAAAUUAUUGUAAACAUUGUCUACUACAUCAAGUUUAAAUAAGUGAUAAUCGUACAAUCAUAAAAUGCAAUAUUACGAGUCAGGAAGCAUGGCUGAAAGCCAAAAUAUGGAUGAAAAUAACGCUAACAACUAUAAUUUACCUACUUCAUCUGCUGCACGACCUAUGGUGGACCCACAUGCUGAGGGCAACGUAGAUAUUAACCUUUAUCCUCAACCCAAAGAAGCAACGCACAAAAUACGGGGAAAAAAUGACUUCAUUGAGUAUCUUUUUGGGGCUGUUGAUCAAGAACUUUUGACAGUAAAAACUUUUUACUUUUUCUUCUAUUCUGCCUUUGGAUCUCUUUUUCCAUUAAUGGGAGUUUAUUUUAAACAAAUGGGUAUGAACGCUGGACAAUGUGGUCUUCUCAUAGGAAUAAGACCAUUUAUAGAAUUUUUGAGCGCACCAUUUUGGGGUUCUUGGGCUGACAGAUGGAAAAGAGGAAAACUCAUUCUCCUUGCUUCCCUUUCGUGCUGGGUUAUUUUCACUUUACCACUUGGAUUUGUUCAACCUCCAGCAACGUCGUGUAUGAUUUAUAAAAAUCAUACAUAUUUAAUAUCCAUACCGGAUGCAGAUCAGAAAAUUUCAAAAAGAUCAAUUCAAAAAAGAUCAGAGUUUUCUUUAUCAGAGAAGGAGAUGGAAACUGAAAAGUAUUUACCGAAUCAGAACAACAUGAGAGAUGAAUUGAUGAAAAAUUCAUCAUUUAGAUAUAAUUUAAUAGGAAAUUUUGAAAUUAAUAACUCCUCUGAAAAAAUUCAAAGUUAUGAUGGACAAGAUAAUGAAAAGCAACGUAACACAAUGAAAAUGGAUCCAGAACAAAAGAAAGAAGAUAAUUUCCAUAAGACACAUGAUCAACAGUCAUUGUUUGAUGAUGAAACUUCAAAAGAUACAAAAGGUUCAAACAAAAAUAGUAAGAGAACGACAUCUUUGUUGCCUACUUUCAUGAAAAUAGACCCAUUGAAGAAUAAAGAAAAUAUUUUAGAAGAGAAUUUAGUUCACAGAAAAACAAGGAGCAUUAAACUACAAUUUUAUUCGAAUGGGCAAAGUCCUAUGUCAGUUCGCUAUGCAGCAAAUUAUGAUGAAAAAGUGCACAAAGGAUGGGUGAAACCGAUAUUCAGUUCAAUCGUCUACAAACUACCAGACAUACAAAAAACUUUUUUCCUCUUAUUACUGCUAGUUAUAGUGGGGGAAUUUUUUUCUGCACCUGCCAUAACUUUAGCUGAUUCGGCUGUUAUAACACUACUUGGUGAAGAUACAGAUAGAUAUGGUCACCAACGUAUGUUUGGUAGUUUAGGCUGGGGUCUUGCAAUGUUUUUCGUUGGUAUUGCAUUAGAUCAUAGUACCUCGUUUCCAGAGCAUCCUUGUGUACCUGAUUUGAAGGAAAGAAAUUACACUAUAUGUUUCGCAAUAUUCAGCGUCUUAAUGGGAGCUGCUCUGAUAACAGCUACGCAAAUCAAUUUUAAAUAUGACCCUGCAGUACCACAAGUUGAAGUUGUAACAAAUUUAAAAGAACCAUCCAGAGAAGAACAAUUACAGAAUGAUCUAUCCCAGCAACUUAAUUUACCCCAUUUACAGGAUUUUGAUGGAAAAGAAUCGGAUACAAGAACUCAGCCAUUUGAAGAAAAGACCAAGAUCUUUGCACAAACAACUCGCGAGAUACCAGAAUGGUUAACAAUUUUGAAGCAGUUUAAAAAUUUGAAAUGCGCAUCUUUUCUGUUUGUUGCCUGGUUCAUGGGAUUUGGAAUCGGUCUUAUAUUCACAUUUUUAUUUUGGCAUCUACAAGAUUAUGGUGGAACUCCAACUCUCUUUGGCGUUGCUUCAGUAAUAAAUCAUGUAUCUGAAAUUUUUGCUUAUUUCUUCAGUUUUAAGCUUAUACGUCAACUAGGUCAUGUUAAAGUUCUUUGUUUAGGAUUGUGUGGUAAUAUUUUCCGGUUUUUGUACAUUUCUUGGUUAAAAAAUCCUUGGUGGGUUUUACCAUUUGAGUUUGUUCAAGGCAUAACUCAUGCAGCUGUAUGGGCAGCUUGUUGUAGUUACAUCGCCCAUAAUACUCCUCCUCCUCUAAGAUCAAGUGCACAAGGUGUAUUACAAGGACUUCAUCACGGGCUUGGAAGAGGUUGUGGAGCAGUGAUAGGAGGAAUUUUCGUUGCUGUCUAUGGAACUACAGCGACGUUUCGGGCUUAUGGAUUAUUAUGCAUGGUGGUAUUGGCAGUUUUUAUCUUCAUUAAUUUUUAUCGUCAAGACGCUGGGUUCAUAGCUAAUUUACCCCAAACGGAAGACCCCCAUCAAGUAGCUGAAGUCACUCACUUAGCUCCCCAUGGUGUCCCAAGUAAUGCUAUUCCUAGAGCACUCAGUUCAAGUAGAUUACAUGAAUUAUCAAAUCAGGAUGGAAGUUAUGGAGCUACAUAUCAAGCUUCAUUAGGUCAUGCAUUGGAUGUUCCCGGAAAAUCAGAAGGUUUGCCAAAUCCAAACAAUCCAUUUUUGAGUAAAGAUGGAUUGAGUUACAAAAAUAUGGACAUUUCAAAUGAGUUGGAUGGAUUCAUACAAAAAAGUUUCCAGACAUUCAAUGAAGUUGUUAACAUGGAAAUGGACAUAAAAAGAGUUCCAUCCAUGGUUAUACAAUUGGAAGGUCAACAGCAGUGUACAAACCCAUUUCAUGAGCAUAAUUACGAAUGGUGAUGGGAGGGUUAAAUAAUGAUAUCAUAAAAAGUCACAAAAAAGAAAAAACAUAUCAUGUUAAGAUUAAUAUUAUU